Molecule: messenger RNA, 1193 nt
Organism: Mesocricetus auratus (golden hamster)
Lineage: Eukaryota; Metazoa; Chordata; Mammalia; Rodentia; Cricetidae
Gene: Fam216a
Product: family with sequence similarity 216 member A
Exons: 7
Coding region: 234-989 (251 amino acids)
Source: RefSeq, a predicted model, not a curated record
GGACCCCUGCUGAGGAGUCAAGAGAGAGAGGAAGGGGCCCCGGUGAGGCCGGGACUCGGCUGCCGGGGGGAAGGACUUGCGAGGCGGCCUCGGAGCAGGACAGCACGACUGUCACCCGCUCGGGCUAUCAGCCCUGGAGAGGGUCCUGCGAACCCAGCCCCCACCCACCACUCCCCAGACCCACAACUCCGCCACUAAGCCAGUCCCUGCGACAUUGGCCGCCUCUUUAUCGGAUGGGGCUACCGGCCAGGAAGGCAGUUGAGCAUGACUCGCUUGGCGGGUCAGCUGGACAUUUUUAUCACCAGAAUUCCAAAGGCACUGGUGGACAGCAUAAAGCAGAAAAAUUCAAAGAGGGACGCAGAGUGUACAUUGCCAAGCUUCAGGAGUUAUGGAAAACUACUCGAGUCCAAACAAUUCAUAUCCCUAAGUCAAUGGCAGAUUCAUCUUUUCUAAAGCAUCCAGAACUCACCUCAGGUCAGAAGCGCUACCUGUGCAGCAUCGCUAAGGUCUGCAACUCCAGCUAUCUGAGGACCUUAAUGAAGAGGCAAUAUGUGCAUGUGCUCCGUCAAGGCUCACAAAAGCCAGGUGCCCUCACUCAUCACAGGAGCCAAGUCAGCUCUCGCUACUCACAGAAACAGCAUGCCCCCUGCACUACAUGGCGACACCAUCUGGAGAGAAAGGAAUCUUUGAGCAUUGCGGCUGCAACACCUGAAAUGAUCAUCCAUUCCCUGUGGCGACCACUGAGACACAAGGAAGGGUUAAAAAUUGGAUAUGCAUCAAAAACAAGAUCUAAGUCACUGAAGACGUUUAAAAGACAAGGCAGACUGCUCUUGCUACCAGUGUCUUUAGAAGAUUCUCAACCAUGCAUGGAUGAAGAAACAAAGGAGGAAGAGCUACUGAAUAAGUGCAUGCAGUCCAUGUCCAUUCAAGAGCCGGGCACAUCUCAGGUCAACCUGACAGUCUCCAUACCAAGCUCAGCCAGCAGCUAACAUCCAGAUGCUGAGCCAGAGGUGGACAGGAAGAGUUGUGAGCCAUGUAUAUGACAGUGCUAGUCACCAGUAUGUCAUUUGGGUUGUUGAGACAUUUACAGCAGCCUUCUUCAUCCAAUAUGCUUCUGUGUACCAAUGAUAUAUGUGUAAUGUAUGCUUGUUUCUAGCUAGAGACAAUUAAAAUUUUACUUGCACAAAACUGAA